AUGUCGGAGGAGGAAUUAUUCGCUUCGGGAUCUUUCAUUCCUUUUGCACAGCAAUUGUAUACCCACUUGGAAUCUUCCCAUAAAAAUAACAAUCUAUUUUUCUCACCAUUGAGCAUCUACUCAUGUCUUGCCUUGGCUCUGUGUGGUGCAUCUGACAAAACGUAUCAGGACAUCGCGCACACUCUUAAUUUCGAAACCGCAAAUCUACAAGAACUUGGUGACAGGCUUGCAGAAGUAAAGGCCAGUGACAAGUUGGACACUCUUAAGCUGGCUAAUGGCAUUUUCUGUGAUGCUGGAUUGGAAGUCCAUCCUCUCUUCACGUCGGAUGUUCAAACGUAUUUCCAUGCUGAAGGAAAGCAGGUAGAUUUUGCGUCAAACUGUGAGGAAGCGAGAAAAUACAUUAAUGAGUGGGUUGAGGAGCACACCGAAGAGAAGAUUAAAGAGUUAUUGUCAAGCGAUUCAAUUGACAAUAGCAUACGAUUUGUCUUGGUAAACGCCAUAUAUUUCAAAGGAACUUGGAAGAAGGUAUUUCACCGCGAUUACACCCAUGACAUGCCUUUCCACACUCUGGAUGGUAAGAAGGUAACCGUGCCAAUGAUGAAGACGCAUGGAGUGUACGAAACAUACAUUUGUUCUGAGAUUAGUGCUACUUGUGCCAAAAUUCCGUUCAAGACCUGCCAUAUGCUACUAGUUGUGCCCAAAGAUAAGAAGGGUCUGCCACGUUUGUUGAAACAUCUUUUGGACACUCGUCAUCGUGAACACUUUGAAGCCCUCUUCAUAACUUCGAAUUAUAAUAAGGUUAGAUAUGACCUCUUAUUGCCCAAAUUCAAGCUUGGAACCAAUGGAAAAGGUAUGGAUUUGAAGAAAAUAGUCUCAGGAAUGGGAGCUGCAUCUAUGUUUGAUCCGAGUGAAGCCAAAUUCGAACGAAUCACAACGAAGGAAAGGCUUUGUGUGUCAGCGAUGGUGCAUAAAGCUAUGAUCGAGGUGAAUGAAGAAGGGGCCGAGGCAGUUGCAGCCACAAAAAUUUUGGGUGUGCCACUAUCAACCCACCCCUGUAUUAAUGCUGAUCAUCCAUUUCUCUUCUUCAUUGUCACUGACAAUGGAUUUCCAGUAUUUGCGGGUCAUGUGAUGAAUCCAUUGGAAGAAUAG
This is a messenger RNA of Rodentolepis nana, 1149 nucleotides long. Lineage: Eukaryota; Metazoa; Platyhelminthes; Cestoda; Cyclophyllidea; Hymenolepididae. The record is from the annotation of a GenBank genome assembly.